UUUGUUUGAUUGAUUGAUUUUAGAAAAUAUGAAGCUCUCGGACACAAUGGCCACGCCCAUUGAGGAGAAACUCGAUCAGAAUUUAAAGCAACAAGUGCGCUCGGGCAUGGUGCAUGUGAGCGAUGGCAAGAGUCGGCCCGAGCCGCUACGACUGAGUCUCACCAUGGAAGUGCUGACCUUGCAGAAAUUGGAAAUUGUUACGCCCACCAGCUCGCAGCUGAGUGGACCGCCCAUGGAAUCGAAAGAGCGCAUGGUGCAGAUUACAAGGCAAAAGCAAGGCGGACUAGGACUGAGCAUCAAGGGCGGUGCCGAGCAUAAAUUGCCCAUAUUAAUAUCGCGCAUUUAUAAAGAUCAGGCAGCAGACAUAACAGGUCAACUGUUUGUGGGCGAUGCAAUCAUAAAAGUCAACGGUGAAUAUAUAACCGCCUGCCCCCACGACGAUGCCGUCAACAUAUUGCGCAAUGCCGGCGACAUUGUAGUGCUCACAGUCAAGCACUAUCGCGCCGCCACGCCCUUUCUCCAAAAGCAAUUAACAAAGGAUACGCCUGAUUCGGACAACGAUGUCACAUGCGCUGAACUGAAAGCAGAUGAAGGUUACAAGUCCUCCGUGAACAGCGGCACCAUAAGUCGCAGCUGCAGUCGCCCAAUGUCAAUUUGCUCCGAGCCCGAGAAGCGCUGGACGGAUGUUGUGGCAGUGCCGUUAAUGAUGGCCUAUGUCACACGCUAUAUUUACGGCACGGACAAGCUGCGUCCGAAUGCCUUCGAGGUGCGCGGCCUGAACGGCGUCAACACCGGUGUCAUACACUGUGACGAGCUGGCCAUACUCAGCCAGUGGCUAAAACUAAUAACCGACAAUGUGGUUGGCCUUACGCAUCUGCAGAUGAAGCUCUAUAAUCGUAACUUUGCUGUGGGCGAACGCAUCGAAUAUAUGGGCUGGGUCAACGAGGGCGUCAUCAAUAACAAUAUAUCAUGGCAGAGCUACAAGCCCAGAUUUUUACUGCUCAAAGGCACUGAGGUUAUGCUAUUUGAAACGCCACCACUGAAUGUGGCUGGCAUUAGCAAAGCUUUGGUGGUGUAUAAGGUGUAUCAGACCAUGUUUCGCAUUAUAAAGGAAUCGGAGACUGUGGACAGUCGGCAGCACUGCUUUCUGCUGCAAAGCUCUGGACACGCGCCGCGUUACUUGAGCGUGGAGACGCGCCAGGAGCUGCUGCGCAUUGAGAACAGUUGGAAUGCGGCCAUUGUGACGAGCGUCAUUAAAUUGGGCCGCAAGACCUUUGCCGUUUCACAUCAUGGCAAAAGUGGCGGCUUGACACUUGACUGGCAGGCAGGCUUUUCACUUACAGAGGGCUCCGAUGCCAGCAUUGUCUGGCAGUACAAGUUCUCACAGCUGCGCGGCUCCAGUGACGAUGGCAAAUCAAAGUUGAAGCUACAUUUUCAGGAUGCUGAGACACGUGCCAUUGAAACGAAGGAAUUGGAAUGCCAAGUGCUGCAGAGUUUACUUUACUGCAUGCAUGCUUUUCUCACCGCCAAGGUGGCAUCGGUGGAUCCGGCAUUCUUGAGCUCAAUACAGCAGACCUAAGCGAAGCUAAAGUGCGCAUAAUCAAAUCAAAAUUUGUAUAGUUAGUUAAAUACUUGUAGCUUAGGCAUAUUUAUAAAGGAACAUUUAAUAUGAA
Messenger RNA from Drosophila busckii, 1673 nucleotides. RefSeq names its product gamma-1-syntrophin (gene Syn2). NCBI's taxonomy places the organism in Eukaryota, Metazoa, Arthropoda, Insecta, Diptera, Drosophilidae. Gene Ontology annotation, molecular function: protein binding; structural molecule activity. The transcript is spliced from 9 exons. The coding region runs from base 29 to 1579 and encodes 516 amino acids. The record is from RefSeq and is a predicted model, not a curated record. Gene Ontology annotation, cellular component: intracellular anatomical structure; dystrophin-associated glycoprotein complex.